Molecule: messenger RNA, 4368 nt
Organism: Aethina tumida (small hive beetle)
Lineage: Eukaryota; Metazoa; Arthropoda; Insecta; Coleoptera; Nitidulidae
Exons: 16
Coding region: 390-4259 (1289 amino acids)
Biological process (GO): transcription by RNA polymerase III
Cellular component (GO): transcription factor TFIIIC complex
Molecular function (GO): protein binding
Source: RefSeq, a predicted model, not a curated record
UGCAGAUAAGUCAAUUUGUUGUUUUAAUGGUUUGAACGGCCCGCAAUUUGUGAUUCUUGUGCCCCAUUUUGUGAUAAAAAAGUGGAAAAUCACGUGAGUAUACAUCAAGCAUCGCGUUACAACAGAAAAUUGUAGAAACCACGUGAAACAAAUUGAUUUUUCCAUGCGGUUCCACGUCAGAGUCAAGGGUUCGAAUCCCAAACAUGCCCGAGUUUUUUCCCAUGUGUUAUUUUAUAUAUUAAUUUUCCUAUUUUUGUAAAGGGGUCCGUGAGUAUUCAUUGAUUGGUGUUGAAGGGGUUUAAUUUUGACGUAUUUUUAUGGUUGUAGCAACACUUAUAGUACAUUUGCAAUAUUUUUAAAUGUUUUGUAAAAGCAGUGAUUUUAGAUAAAUGUCUACUACAACUAACCCUCCAGACUCAACUAUGUUAAAAUUAACAGCAGAGGAACCUAAACAAGGAUUAAUUCAACAGGUACAAUCAACUGACACCAAGACCAUCAAACCAAAAAUUAAAAGGGGAGCAAAAAGGUCACCAUACAAUCACAAAACCAUCACAAAACAAGCAAAAGUUGAGGCAUUAAAUAGUUUUGAAUUGCAUAGGAUUAUUGAAGCAAAGCUUGAAAAUUUAUCAAGUCCUCAAUCAGUAAGUGACAUGGAGAACAAGCCAAAAAGAACCAGGAAAUCAAAUGACACCAAAAAAACUGUGAUAGAUAAGACUCAGGAUAAAUCAAAUGAUAAUCCAAAAAAAGGUAAAAUUACUAAGUAUUUUUCUGUAUUGCCAAAAACUGCUGAAACUAGUGAAAACAAUAAGACUAAUAUUAAGAACAGUUCAGACAUACAAAAGCCAGAUAGUAAUAAAAUUAAUAGCGAAAUCAAUAUUCAUCGUUCUGCCUUAAAAACGUAUUCUAAGAACUCGAAUCAAAGCAAUAAAGAUGAUAGUAAUAAAAAAACAUCGAAAUUAAAAUCAGAAACAGAAGUGAUAAAACCGACAUCUUCAACUAACAAACGUCGAAGAUCUGAUAAUUUAGAAACUAAUGGUGAAUCAGAUCAAUUAGUCAUAAACGGUAAAAAACAAGUAAAUUCGUCGAUCAAAAAACGUACAAGACAAAGCAAUAUUAUAACAGAAACGUGUGACGAAACAGACAAAAAUGAUUCGAUCACGUCGUCGAAAGAAGGAUCUAAGAAGUCGGAUUCGAAAAAUAACAAUUCCGAAUCACCCUCAAAAACACGAUCGAGACAAAGCGUCGAUUAUUUCAAGAUGGAAAAUCCGGAAGGAGAAACGCCGAAGAGAAAACGGGGUAGGAUUUCCAACGAGGGGACCAUCGAAGAGGAGUCGAAAAAACGGAAACGGCAGUCCAACAAUUCGAUAAAAGAUAUGCUCGAGUUGAUUAAAACUGAAAAUAGCGUUAAAGAAUCCAAUUUGGUGACGGAUGGCAACGUGACUUGCGCAGAAUGUAAAAUAAACAUUCCUGCAGACGAAUGGGCCGAUCACAACACUCGCGAACACUAUACUUUCGGCUGGAGGCUUGGAGAAAACCAACCUACCGUAAAAAACACUAAAAAAAACCGCAAAGUUCUCGAUGAUAUUUUGGAGACUGUUAAUGAAUUGAACUGCAAAAAGUGCGAUUUAAAAUUGACAACAUCCUUGGGAUAUUUAGAACAUUUGCAGGAGUGUGGUAAAGAAAAACUACCCGAUAGUAAAGUAGUUUGCGGGGUGUGUAAGUUGAAAAUCGAGAAACCACAGUGGCAACAUCACAAGUACAAAGCCCACACCAACUUAGCUUGGAAAGAGGGUGAAACUCCUUUGGAUUUGAACGACAACAGCGUAGUAAUGGCAAUUCUGAACAAACUAUAUAAAGAGAAGAAGCCCUUGUUUUGCGAAAAAUGCGGAGUAUCUAAAAAGUCUGUAAUAGGUUUCUUGUCGCAUCGAUCGAUGUGUCAAUUGUCGGCAGAUGAACUGGAGGGCUUAAAGAUAAAAUGCGAACUGUGCGACAACAGAGUGUUGCCGGUUAGCAUGGUCAUGCAUCUCAAGUGUAAGCACAAGUUGAACCCUGACAUGACUCCCAUAUUGACGCCUCCACCCAAAAAGAACGAACUUGAAGAUGUGAUGGAAACGGGCAAAAGACGCGCCCACAGAAAGGCGCUUAGUUUUAUUGAAAAUAUGGAUGAUCAACAACCCUUACAGCACACACAUUACACUUUUAAAUUAUUACUGGAUGAACCAAAUGUUAUUUCUAAGUUGAAAGGCGAAGAAGAGGAUAAUAAAAAAGUGACGUGUAAAUUCAAAGAGUGCCAAAUAGAAAAGCCGACCGCUACUGAAAUAAUUGAUCAUAUGAAAAACUGUGAUAAACAGCCUGAAAAUUAUUAUAAUUGCAAAUACUGUUGGUUUUUGGACAACAGUGAGAUUGAAGUGAGGAGUCAUAUUCAAAUUGUCCAUAACAUAAAUUGUCGGGGCAAAUUAUUGAACGACGUGAAAGAUGAAUACAUUGCACCUGUGGAGGAGCAGACUGCUACUUCUCACAGUUCUAGAAAACCAGCUUCUAAAGUUAUAGUUGAUGAAAAUGGAUCUGCGCGUCCCAAAUUUUUAAUACCUAGGAUUAGGGGGAAGCAUAACAACUUAUUUGGACAGGCUUUUUUAUGGACACGCGAAUUCCGGGAAUUUAAUUACAGUACAUCACGGUUGUUUGACAAAUUCGAAGCCGAUAAAAACCAAUGGCUGUUAUUAGAAGAAAUGUUGCUAGACUCAUACUUGCCCAAGUCAAACGAUUCUUGUAACGUCGACUUUGCAAUCACUAGUGGUUUCGGUGAACCCGAUCCCAAAAACAUUUCGUUCAAAAACAUGGAGCUAUUUGACACCAAAACGCACUCAAACGGUUACGCGACGAUUUUUGCGGGUGGACCAAUAACGGCAAUGUCCUGGGUUCCAACUCCGGACUCGGUGACUGAAAGUCCCCAAUUCUUGGCUGUGGCGGUGCAAAACGACCCCGACUCUCAAUACUACCACAACGAAAACUACCACGAGCCCUAUCUGAUUCAAUUCUGGCACUUUGGUUCAUUGAGAAACCGCUCCAAGGAUCCAAUUAAGCCGCAAUUGGCGUUUUGUCUAGCUUUUGAUUAUGGACCAGUUUGGCAUUUGGAAUGGUGUCCGUCCGGGUGUUACGAUUUGGACAGACGUAGACUGGGGUUGUUGGCUGUCGCCGCGAGUGAUGGUAACGUCUACGUUUAUUCUGUGCCGUUUUUCAGUGAGGACGAAUUCGGUUUGUUUUAUAAACCAAAACCAUCGGUAGUACUAAAGUUUGGCCAUCCCGAAGACCACAAGCUAUCCGAACAGAAGUUUUACGCUACCAAAGUCUCUUGGUCACAGGCGUUUGGACACGAGCGAAUAGCAGUGGGUUACACGAACGGUUCCGUGGCAAUAUUCGACCUCACCAAGGAUUCAACCCUCCUAGAAAUACAACAGAACAGCACAUCAUUCCUGUUUCCGUAUCUAUCUUUUCAAGCUCACUAUCACUACAUAACAGGCAUCCAAAUCUUGCCGUAUUCCGGCUGCAGUGUCCUGGUAACCACCUCUUUCGAUCGUGAUCUUUGUUUCUGGGACCUGAAGACCCAGAACGUGAUUUUCGCCUUCAGGAAACGAAACAUUUUCACCUGCUCGGCCUGGUUCAACAAUUGGAUGGGGGUUGUGACCGGAUCGGACGUGGCUUUCAACACCACAGCUCCUUGCAGUUCCAGUAUCACACAAGUGCGGCACUUCACGAGCAAUUGGUCCCAUUUAUUGCCCAGUUAUGCUACCGUUAAAGAUGUAUCGACUAAUGAUUGGCUGAAUUGUGUGGCGCACGGAAAUACGAUUGGAGAAGUAUGCACUUAUCUUGGACAACAAUUUUUGUGUGGCCUGGACAGCGACAAACGAGUUAAAUUUUAUAGAAAAGUACUAUCCACGGUUAAAAUUGUGCCGAAAGUACCCAAAACCGAUACGCAAACACACGAACCAAUUGUAUACAAGUCGGCAGUAGAUAAGUACGGCGUAGUUAUUUGUGACGUGAAAGCUGAUUCCUUCAAAGAUUUUCCGGCGAGUGUCGAGAACAAUUUCACGACCGACAUUAAACAAGGUAAAGCGGAUACUUAUCCAUUGGCUGCUGUUAAUAAAGUCGCUUACAAUCCGAAUUUGCAAGCAUCGACUUUUUUGGCAACUGGAUAUCAUAUUGGAUUUGUCAGGAUUAUGGUUAUGAGAUUUUUAAACGAUGACGAACAAGUUAUGUGAUCGAUUUAUUUAAUUGUUAUUCGUACAUAUUGUUAUUAUGAAGUAUGUAUAGGCUUGGUUUUUUUAAGUAUUUAAUAAUUAUAUUAAAUACAUAAUUAUUUAUUAUUAA